GUUCACUGCGAGGUAGGUCCUGACGGAAGCAGUGCGGGGCAGGGCGACACACUAGCUCUCAUGAAGAGGCCCUCUACCAGCGCACUAUGAGAUAGUGUGCCCUACUUUGCAUCUAUGCAAAUAGUCCAUCUCUAUUCUCUCACUGUCUGGGUACAAGCCAUAGCGGCGAAUCAACCAUCACGUGCGGUACGCGUACCUCCAUGCAACGACCGCAUCUCGAGUGCAGCUGCUGUGCUUGCUGUGAAGAACAUAUAUCCGGCGAGUGGUCGCACUGGGACGGUGCCUACGGUCGUCUCGUAAUACGCGCCGCACUUGGUCACUGCUUUUGAAUCGUCCGGCGGCAUGGCUUGCUACUGCGAGUACGUGUUGACGGCCAGCGGGAUCCUGAAGCUGUUCCAGAUGGUCGUUGGCGCCGGCAUCGUGUUCCUGCUGAGCGAGGGCCGCCUGGACGCCAACUGCUACCUGUCCAUGCGCCUGGACGCACUCAUCCUCUUCAUCGCGUCCAUCGUCUUCUUCUUCAACGCGCUACUCAUACUCGUCUGCGUGCUGGUCGGCGCCCUGGAGAUUCCGGGUUCGACGAUGUACCGGAUGAACUACUUCAUGGCCACCUUCAUCCAUGUGCCGACCAGCAUCGCGUACCUGUGCAUCGAGACGCGCGUGGGCGUCUACGUCCAGGGAUCCAUCGCCGGCGCGCUGGGCAUCCUCAACAGCCUCAUGUUCCUCGCGAACGCUGUGAUGGCCUACCACCCGCGCGUCGUUUGAGAAUAAACACCGGCCGCCCCUAAGGGGCUCCUAUCGUCAACCAUAUAUACAUGACGAAUCUGUUCACUCGACGCAGAUAUACGCAGCUCUCAUUAAACAUUGCGCUCUAUACUUCCUUUCAAUUGGUCUUCGGGGCUGCGGCGGCUUUCACGCUC
Molecule: messenger RNA, 917 nt
Organism: Rhipicephalus sanguineus (brown dog tick)
Lineage: Eukaryota; Metazoa; Arthropoda; Arachnida; Ixodida; Ixodidae
Exons: 3
Coding region: 343-762 (139 amino acids)
Source: RefSeq, a predicted model, not a curated record